CCUCAUUUUCUUUCCCUGAUAUCUUUCAGGUUUCAUCACCAGUCUUAUCUUUAACUUUUAAAACACAGAGGUUGGUCAAAUACAUAGUUGAGGAGGCAGUUUUCAAUUUCUCAGCAAAAAUGGCCUCCACAUUCUCUCUGCAAACGGUGCCUGCUCCUCGCCUUGUCUUCAAGGGUACUGAUGGUCAAGAUGUUAAAAAUCUGAGUAGGACAUGUAUGAUAUCAGCUAUGAGAAGUUCUGCUUCUGGUACUUUAAGCUUUGCUGGAAGAGCAUUGACAUCAAGAUCUCGCUAUUCAUUAAGUUUUCCCAUCACACAGCUUUCCAAAGCCCCUUCUGUUAAGCACCAGAGGAUGGCAUGCAUCAAGGCUAUGGCAAAUGACCUUGAGGUACAAGCAAAAGUGACAACCAAGGUCUUUUUUGAUGUUGACAUUGGAGGUGAACCUGCAGGUAGAAUUGUGAUGGGCCUUUUUGGAGAUGUUGUCCCAAAAACAGCUGAGAACUUCCGCGCGUUGUGCACAGGUGACAAAGGAUAUGGUUACAAAGGCUGCUCCUUCCACCGUAUUAUUAAAGAUUUCAUGAUCCAGGGAGGAGACUUCACAGAAGGAGAUGGAACUGGAGGAGUUAGCAUAUUUGGUUCUAGCUUUGAAGAUGAGAGCUUUGAUUUGAAGCACGUUGGACCUGGAGUACUGAGCAUGGCUAAUGCAGGUCCUAAUACCAAUGGGAGCCAAUUUUUCAUUUGUACAGUAAAGACUCCUUGGUUGGACAACCGGCAUGUUGUGUUUGGGCAGGUCAUUGAUGGAAUGGAUGUUGUCCGGAAGCUUGAAUCUGUAGAGACAAGUAGGUCAGAUUACCCUAGGAAACCAUGCAGGAUUAUCAAUUGCGGUGAGCUACCACUGGAUGGUUGAUCUAUCUGCGUGUAAAUAUUCCACUUAACUGGACUACAAUUUUUCUACAUCAUGCAUCCCAAAUUUUGAAAGAUCUACGACCCUCUUGUAGGACACCAUGCAUGUGAAAUUUUAUCCAUUUUAGCUGAGAUAAAUUAGACCAUUGCGUUGUAAACUCAUGAUAGAAGUGCAUGUACUACUGUUAUGCAGACAUAAAAUUUGUAAACUAUCAUUUCAAGGAGGUCUUUCUUUAAUUCAUAAAUGGUUACAAUA
Molecule: messenger RNA, 1157 nt
Organism: Ricinus communis (castor bean)
Lineage: Eukaryota; Viridiplantae; Streptophyta; Magnoliopsida; Malpighiales; Euphorbiaceae
Product: peptidyl-prolyl cis-trans isomerase
Exons: 7
Coding region: 120-905 (261 amino acids)
Biological process (GO): protein peptidyl-prolyl isomerization; protein folding
Molecular function (GO): peptidyl-prolyl cis-trans isomerase activity
Source: RefSeq, a predicted model, not a curated record